UUUUUAGGAAUGGUCCUUUGAUUCCUUCCUGCCGGUCAUAGCUCGUCAGAAGGGAAUGUCUGACGAGGCUGUGGGCAUGAUCUGGACGGCCCUGCCCUUCCUCAGCUUGUUGGCCAAGACGUCAGCAGGAGCGAUGGCUGACUACCUGAGAGCUCACCGCGCCAUCUUCCUGUCAGCCGUCGUGGUCAUGGGAGGGGCGCUGACGGGGAUCUACUGGUGUCCUGACGUCGGGAAGGACUCCACGGCUGACUUCGCUCCUGAAGGACUCUCUGUCAGCAACUCCUCGAGGGUCGAAGGAGGACUGGCUGAAGGAGGAGAAAAAUCACUGGUGGAUAGAUACGAAUUCUGGCUGUUGUCCAUUUUGCUGUUGCUCCAAUUCUGCGGCUACAUGGUGGUGCUGGACAUGGAGGAGACGGUCUGCUUCCAGAUGCUGGGAGACAAGGCCCACAAGUACGGACUGCAAAGGCUCUGGGGAACUGUGAGCUACGGCGUGACUGCUGUGAUCGGGGGGGCGCUGGUCGACUGGUAUUCGCAGGGAUACGACCAGAAGGACUACCUGCCCGUGCACGUGAUGGUGGUCGUCGCGCUGGUCCUGGACGUGGUGGUCGUCACUCGGCUGAAAUUCACCGUCCCCGACAAGAAAAUUUCGUCAACCGAUGUCCAUGCGGUCUUCAAGCAGCCUUCUGUUCUGUUGAUUUUGAUGACGACCGUGGUGCUGGGGACCUGCGGGGGCAUGGUCAGCGCCUUCUACCUCCUGCUGGUGGAGGACACGGCGGCGCUGUGGAGUCCCUCCUUCGCCUACCUCAAGCUCCUUCAGGGCCUCCUGCUGGGGGUUCAGUGCCUGGCGUCCGAAGUGCCCUGCUUGUUCCUAGCUGGCAAAAUCAUCAAGAAACUGGGCUACGCCGCCUCCUUCUCGCUGGCCCUCCUCGGCUUCUGCCUGCGCCUGUGCCUCUACUCCUGCGUCUCGAAUCCCUGGUGGUUCCUGCCGAUCGAGCUCCUCCACGGGGUGUCCUUCGCCCUGGCCCUCGCCUCCGUCACCUGCUUCGCCAACAGCGUCACUCCCGCGGGCGCUGAGGCCACCAUGCAGGCCGUCUUCGGGAGCGCCUUCCACUGCGCUAGCGGAUUGGGAGGCCUUGUGGGUAGCUGGCUGUUCCACGUGACGAACGGCUGGUGGAGGGCCUUUUUCGCAAUGGGAUCAGCUGUUGGUGUUUACGCUGUUCUGUUUACGAUUAUCCACGUGGUUCUGACUCGAGUUGGCUGUGGCAAACCAGCUGUUCAGAAAGAGAAAGGCGGAGAUGGCAGCGAAACCCCCACGGGCUGUUGCGAAUGCUGAAGGGAAGAGCAACAAGAGCAACAACAAAUACAAAAUACAUGAUUUUUUGUUAUUUGCUGAGCGCUUCGAGUCAUUGUGAAGUUUUUAAUGUUGUGUUUAUGUUUUGUAAAUAUUGAGAGAUAAUGUGGAAAGUUCAGCCUGAGAUAGAUGAAUGCUUAGGGAUGAGAGAGAGUAUGUAAAUGGAAAUAUAAAGAAAG
Messenger RNA from Penaeus vannamei (Pacific white shrimp), 1530 nucleotides. The record is from RefSeq and is a predicted model, not a curated record. NCBI's taxonomy places the organism in Eukaryota, Metazoa, Arthropoda, Malacostraca, Decapoda, Penaeidae.